Molecule: messenger RNA, 1578 nt
Organism: Fusarium sp. VM40
Lineage: Eukaryota; Fungi; Ascomycota; Sordariomycetes; Hypocreales; Nectriaceae
Source: the annotation of a GenBank genome assembly
AUGGAUUCUAUCGGUUCAUCCCCACGAAAAGGCUCCUCCGCCGAGCCUUCGCUGCCAGUUAUGAAGCCUUGCUCCCUCGCCGGUUCUAAGCGUUCCGCUCCGACUCUUCUUCCGCCCUUUGAGCCUCUCUCGUCGUCUCCAAACCUGCCUCGACCCGUAAAGCGACAGAAUCUUGGAUCAGGCUCCGGGGCUGUUCGAUCUCGUGCUCAUCUUAAGUAUCCUACUCCCGUUCCCACGUCGAGCACAGGUAUCUUGUCGAGUUCCCCGCCUCAACGGACCGCUUCCGCUUCCGAGCGAGCCCCGCUCGCUACCGUCCCCGCCGUCGAACUGUCGGAAAACGGCGAGACGCUGAUUAUGGGCCGAUCCUCCAACUCGUCCCACUACCAGAUCUCGGCCGAUCGCCUUGUAUCUCGUGUUCACGUCAAGGCUCGCUUCGUUUCUGCUACAAGUUCUCUCGAGCCCAACAAGAUUGAGAUUGUCUGCAAUGGCUGGAAUGGCCUCAAGCUGCAUAGCCAGGGCCGCACUUGGGAAUUGUACAAGGGUGAUAGCUUUACCAGUGAAACCGAGGGCUCCGAGAUCAUAAUUGAUGUGCAGAACUCUCGCGUGCUUGUCCAAUGGCCCAAGCGGGCUCUUGACCACCUUGCCGACAUUUGGGACUCUCCUCCCUGCCAGUCUCGUGCCCAGGCUAUUCUUCAGUCUUCUCCUCCACGCCGUGCUUCUCGUAUCACCUCUCCUGAGAGCCCCACGCCUGCCAGUCUGUCCAGCUCUCGCCGUCUCCAGGCUCUGCUGCCCGGACAACGUGACAUUGAAAUCUACGAGGACGAUGGUGAGCUUGAGUUGCCAGAGCACAGGCUUGAUUCCAGCAAUAUCAAUGUCAGCAUGUGCACCGAUGCGACUGCCAGCUUCAGCAGUGAGGUCAGUGACGGCGAGGACCACGACCCCAAUGAGGAGAACGACCCUAUUAUCCACUCAUUCGGACCCUUUGGUGCCGACAUCUCCUGCAGGCUGGCUUCGAUAACGACAAAGUCUCCCAAGGUAUUCAAGGGCACCAAGCGAGCUAUCAACCCUCUUCACAGCGCCCUCGCUUCUGAUCUCUUCGCUCCCCGUCAGAUCCCCUCUGCUCCCCACUCUCCUCGCAAGCAGCAAGCCAGGACUGAGUCUCCUCUGUCUUCUCCCCCUCGCGAGACUUCACCUGCUCCUACCCCUGAGAUCUUCAAGAUGUCUUUUGACUCGAACCCUGCUGUUGGCAACCACGUUAUCAACCAGCUCGCCUUCUCGCGUCUGUCCUCAACACCUCUGUCCACCAUCAUGCAGCACCUCCCUAUCGAAGAGAAGCGAGACCUCACCAAGGACGAUCUCCGGGAUGUCAUCGAGAGCACACUCUGCAUUGGCAUCAUCGAACGUCAGGGUAAGGAUGCCGCCGGCAAGCCCCUCGAGAGCGAGUACUACUACAUCCCUGAGAAGGAUGACGACCAACAGCGUCGCGCAGCGGUUGUUGACGGGCUUCGCAAGCCCAGUCUCCGUGCUUGCCGCAAGCAACACAAGCAAUACUACUGGAAGCGACCCAGGACUCCUUGA